GCUCCUCCCUCAUACUAGCCAUCUGAAUUAGGUCUAGUCGCCUCUCUGUACUCAGCAGUAUAUUUACAGUGCUGCCUGCCUUUCACUGGAGACCAAACGCCGGAGUACUCGCAACCAAGCAAACAGACAUGGCAGAAAACGCCGACUUGGAUAACCACCGUAUCAAGAGCUUCAAAAACAAGGGACGCGAUGUCGAGACUAUGAGAAGACAUCGAAAUGACGUGACAGUGGAACUGAGAAAGAACAAACGAGACAAACAUCUACUGAAGAAGAGAAACGUCCCACAGGAGGACAGUCUUGAGGACUCCGACAUAGACUCCGACUUCAAAGGGCAAAACAUCACUCUAGAAGUCAUGUUACAGAAUGCCACUAGUGAUAACGCCGUGGUCCAGCUCAGCGCCGUACAGGCUGCCAGAAAACUCCUCUCCAGUGACAGAAACCCUCCCAUUGAUGACCUGAUAAAGUCGGGCAUCCUGCCCAUCCUAGUCAAAUGUCUGGAGAGAGAUGACAAUCCGUCUCUCCAGUUCGAGGCAGCCUGGGCCCUGACCAACAUAGCGUCUGGUACUUCACAACAGACCCAGGCUGUGGUCAAAUCCAAUGCUGUUCCCCUGUUCCUGCGACUGCUCCACUCUCCCCAUCAGAAUGUGUGUGAACAGGCUGUUUGGGCACUAGGCAACAUCAUAGGCGACGGGCCACAGUGCAGGGAUUACGUCAUCUCCCUGGGCGUGGUCAAGCCCCUGCUGUCCUUCAUUAACCCCUCCAUCCCCAUUUCCUUCCUCCGCAACGUCACCUGGGUCAUCGUCAACCUCUGUCGCAACAAGGACCCUCCACCCCUCAUGGAGACUGUACAGGAGAUUCUUCCAGCUCUGUGUGUUCUUCUAUACCACACAGAUAUAAAUAUCCUGGUGGACACGGUGUGGGCUCUGUCCUAUCUGACGGAUGGUGGGAACGAGCAGAUUCAGAUGGUGAUAGACUCUGGCGUAGUCCCCUUCCUCGUUCCUCUGCUCAGCCACCAGGAGGUCAAAGUUCAGACUGCUACGCUGAGGGCAGUAGGCAACAUUGUGACGGGGACAGACGAGCAGACGCAGAUGGUUCUCAACUGUGACGUCCUCUCCCACUUCCCCAACCUGCUCACACACCCCAAAGAGAAGAUCAACAAGGAAGCAGUGUGGUUCCUGUCCAAUAUCACGGCUGGGAACCACCAGCAGGUUCAGGCUGUGAUCGACGCAGGACUCAUCCCCUUGAUUAUCCACCAACUGGCCAAGGGGGACUUUGGGACUCAGAAGGAGGCAGCAUGGACCAUCAGCAACCUCACCAUCAGUGGCCGGAAAGACCAGGUGGAGUACUUGGUGCAGCAGAAUGUAGUCCCUCCUUUCUGCAGCCUGCUUUCAGUGAAGGACUCCCAGGUGGUCCAGGUGCUCCUAGACGGCCUCAAGAACGUCCUCAUCAUGGCCGGGGACGAGGCCAGCACUGUCACAGAGAUCAUAGAGGAGUGUGGAGGUCUGGAGAAGAUUGAGAAUCUGCAGCAACAUGAGAAUGAGGACAUCUACAAACUAGCCUUCGAGAUUAUUGACCAGUACUUCUCAGGCGACGAUAUUGAUGAGGAUCCCAGUUUGAUUCCUGAAGCCACCCAAGGAGGGACCUUCAACUUUGACGCCGCCUCCAGCCUGCAGAAGGAGUUCAAGUUCUAGGAGCCAGUCCAUCCAGCUUCACUAGUACAGUCUAACCCACCCCAGACAUUCAUCCAUCUAUCUGGCAACCUAAUGCAGAAGGGUUGAACCCACCUACUACCAUCACUAUUACUCCAACAUGGCAACCCACCUUGCGAUUGAAGGAUUCACCCACCACCUCCACAAUACGCCACCUCUGCACUGAAGGGUUACUUAAAAUUACCACCUGCCACCACAACCUGGCAACCCAAUACAAACGGGUCCAGGUAAUUCAUCCAGCACCAGUACAAUCUGGCCACCUGUGUGGGGAGGAUCUCAGGCAAUCUUAGCAAAUGCUUUGAAAUGUCACGUGAAAAUCACAAAGGAAGAAAAAGCCUUUUGAGGCAAUAUUUUUGAAUUGCCAAAUGUCACAACUACACACAUGCACACACGCACAAAAACACACCGUUGAAGACACUUGGGAAUAAUUUCUGUACAUAUUUGUUUUAGAAAACCAUAUCACAGACUGGAAAAGGAUACUGCUGUUUAUUUUUGUGCUUCACCUCUGGAUUGUCCUCUGGUCGUGGACGCGCGCGCUCGCUCGCUCGCUCUCCCUUGAUGUCCGAGUGCCCCCAAUGAAAGAUGUUGACCCCAGAGCGAAACAAUGAACAGGCAUAGACCCUGUCCCCCUCCCCAAAGUCCUAGGACAGGAAGAGGUUUUUAGACUGACUGACAAGACAUUUUGACUCACUUUAUUUUUAUUUUUGCUUUUGAAUUCUCUUGAAUCAUGAGUUAUGGAUUUUUAUUUAUAAAAAAAUACAUGUAAUUAAAAACAUAUAUAUAAUGCCGCAAAACUGGUUCAUAUAAGUAUAUCAUUGUUUUGCAAUUUUGCUCUAAUUCAGGGGAGAGCAAAAAAAAAAAGCUUAAUUUUUUUUCAGAUCUGGUAACCUGAGGUUGGAGGAAAACCACAGAGAAUGGUAGAGGACUCUAGGGCCCAAAAGCUCAUUUUAACAUGGGCAACUCCAAUUAAGACUUUCACCAUUUUAAACCAAGAUGGUGGAUAAAUAAAGACGGGUCACUCAGGCCGUUUACCAUUGGAAAAAAUGUAAUGGGGUGGCUCUCCCAUAGACACCAAUGCAGUAGUAGCUGAGUCUGGUCUACUUAGUUCAUUGACUACCAUUGGAAAGAGAGAGAGAGUGGGAUGUCUCGCUUCUAGUCAACUGGGUGGGACUUAUUAUGGGUUAAGGAAGGCUCACAUAAUUCCAUACCUGUUCAAACAACACACUACAGGUGGCAAUAUGCACCCUUUUAGUUUCUUUACAAACUCAUAGAAGUAUUAGAAAAUGUACUACUUAAAAAUGGAGAUGGCCUCAAUGGCGCUGCCCAUUCUCUCAGAUGCCAUAAUGGGACCGGUACAAUGAUGCAAUGUCCAUGAGGAAAACACUGUAGCCUUGUUUCCCAGAGGACAUGAAAUCCUGCUGCAGAAGUGAUGUCACUUCCUGUGGAGAGCAGGUAGUGAUGUCAUAGGUCUCGCAGACAUUGCUUGCAUUAACUGAUGGUCGUGCGCCACGUCAUCGACUGAAAGAUUGCUGUAACAUAUGAGUUGGUUAGCUGAUAUGUAAAAUACCUCUCCAGACUGUAAGAUCUGGAAUGCAUCAGCAACACCUUGUCAGAAGAACACACCCACUGUUGAACUCCACCAGAAGAGUUGACUGUGAAAACUAAAACAAACCUAUAUUUUGCAACAAAAAAGAAAGUAUUACCCCAUUCUUAUAAAAAAAAAUGUGUAUUUUAUUUUAUGUUGAAAUAGAAAAUAUUGCAAGGUUUGUCUUUUUCUGGUCCAGGUAUAGAGAAUGACUGAGGCCUCUAUUGGCUAAAGGUCAUUUUAGAAUGAGCAGCGCCAUUGAGGGCUUCCACAAUUUGAAUGUAGUCGACUUCCAACUUCAUUGGCUAAGCCCUCCUGGUGACCCUUUUGGAGUAAUGUCCAACUAGGUCAUCAGGAGGGAUCAGCCAAUCUUGAGAAUCUAUAUUUCCAUAAAGCCUGUACAAAGCUGCUGCAGCUGAACAGUGAUUGUUGAAACGGACCCACUCUGCAGAAUGAUAACAUUGGCUACUUAUUGUCAAAGACGGACGGGGAGGUUGUUCCGUUGACGUUUUGGAAUUUUCAUUAUUGAUUUUCAUUUUUUUUAACAUUCAUAAUGUGUUGUGAUGACAUGCUGAUGAAUCUGAGAACAGUCAUGUCUGUCUGUGUCUUUGUACCAUCUAAGAGCCAGUCCCAGUUGGUUUCCAGGACCUAGGAAGUGUGAGGGCUAACGCUAACCCAAACCCCUGGUCCCUUGUCUGGACUUGUGUUCCUUUGUUAUGGCCCGUUCAAACAGCGCACAGCAAAAGCUGGGAAGGAUUUGUAAGGAGUGGGUUUGGAAUAGGGGGGUGUUCAAAGCAGCCCAGGCUUGUUUUGGAACUAAUUGUUUAUUAGUGAUUAACAAAACCCUAGAGGGUGUUGAACGAUCCCUAGACGGACCGAGCCACUUUAAACAAUUACAAUUUCUUUGUCUUGUAUCAGAAAAAUAUACAAGCUUAUGUUUGUUGCAAGAUUCUUACUUGCCAGAGAAAAGUUGUUUUUAAAGAACUUAAUAAAAUGUCAGUGUUUUGGCCUUAGUUUCAUUUAUACAUUUUAGAUUGAAUUCUUCUCUUUUAAGGUGGCUCGCUGAUGCUUUCAACUCUUGUGCACAUUAAAGACGUGAGUGAGUGGAAAUUCAUUGUGCCUUUUUUGUUUUUAAUUUCUAAUACCCUGUAAUGACCAAGACAUCUACACAUAAUACCCUGUAAUGACCAAGACAUCUACACAUAAUACCCUGUAAUGACCAAGACAUCUACACAUAAUACCCUGUAAUGACCAAGACAUCUACACAUAAUACCCUGUAAUCUUAAUUUAGAGAAAUAUUUACACCCCUAAGUUGAUAUGUUAGUCACCUUUGGCAGCGAUUACAGCUGUGAGUCUUUCUGGGUAAGUCUCUUGCGAUUUGCACACCUGGGAAGUGCAACAUUUGCUCAUUAUGCUUUUAAAAAUUCUUAAUUUUGUCAUUGUUUGUUGAUCAUUGCUAGACAGCCAUUUUCAAGUCUUGCCAUAGAUUUUCUAGCUGAUUUAAGUCAAAACUGUAAGUAGGCCACUCAGGAACAUUCAAUGUUGUCUUCGUAAGCUACUCCAGUGUAUAUUUGGCCUUGUGUUUUAGGCUAUUGUCCUGCUGAAAGGUGAAUUUAUCUCCGUGUCAGCUAUAAAGCAGACUGAACCAGGUUUUCCUCAAUGAUUUUUCCUGUGCUUACAGUAGGUCUAUUCUGUUUCUUUUUAUCCCUCCCCAAAAAGCUCCCUAGUCCUUAUUGAUGACAAGCAUACCCAUAACAUGAUGCAGCCACCACCAUGCUCAGUGAUAUUGGAUUUGCCCCAAACAUAACGCUUUUAUUCAGGACAAAGUGAAUUUCUUUGCCACAUUUUCACAGUUUUACUUUAGUGCCUUAUUGCAAACAGGAUGCAUGUUUUGGAAUAUUUUUAUUCUGUACAAGCUCUCUUCUUUUCACUGUCAAUUUGGUUUAGUAUUGUGGAGUAACUACAAUGUUGAUCCAUCCUCAGUUUUUUCCUAUCACAGCCAUUAAACUCUGUUUUAUAGUCACCAUUGGCCUCAUGGGGAAAUUCUUGAGCUGUUUCCUUCCUCUCCGGCAACGGAGUUAGGAAGGACGCCUGUAUCUUUAGUUGUGACUGAGUGCAUGGAUCCACCAUCCAAAGUGUAAUAACUUCACCAUGCUCAAAGGGAUAUUCAAUGUCUGCUUCUUUUUUUACCGAUCUUGAAAUAGGUGCCCUUUUUUGCGAGGCAUUGGAAAACCUCCCUGGUCUUUGUGGUUGAAUCUGUUUUGAAAUUCACUGCCAGACUGAGGGACCUCUGUAUGUCUGGGGUACAGAGAUUAGGUAGUCAUUCAAAAAUCAAGUUGAACACCAUUAUUGCACAGAGUGAGUCCAUGUGACUUGUUACUCCUGGACUUACUUAGGCUUGCCAUAACAAAGGGUUUGAAUACUUAUUGACUUGACAUUUCAGCUUUUAAGUUUUAAUGAAUUUGUAAGAAUGUUGAAACAAUUCCACUUUGACAUUUAUGGGGUAUUGUGUCUAGGCCAGUGUCACAAAAUCAACAUUUUAAUCUGUUUUAUAUUCAGGCUGUAACAACAAAAUGUGGAGAAUUCCAAGGGGUGUGAAUACUUUGAAGGCACUGUACAUUCACCUCACCACAAACAAACCCAUCAAUUCCACAUUCUGCUACUCAAUCAGGGGAUUAUGAUUAUGACAUCACUUCCUCUCAUCCUUAGGACAAGUUCUCUGUACUACUGAUCCUAACAAAUAAACGUGCUGUUAGCCAUUGGAUCCUCA
Salmo salar (Atlantic salmon) is the source of this 6064-nucleotide messenger RNA. Its product is annotated as importin subunit alpha-4. Lineage: Eukaryota; Metazoa; Chordata; Actinopteri; Salmoniformes; Salmonidae. The record is from RefSeq and is a predicted model, not a curated record. Gene Ontology annotation, molecular function: nuclear import signal receptor activity; protein binding. Gene Ontology annotation, biological process: protein import into nucleus. Gene Ontology annotation, cellular component: cytoplasm.